This is a messenger RNA of Harpia harpyja (harpy eagle), 1028 nucleotides long. It is a transcript of the gene PCBD1, whose product is annotated as pterin-4 alpha-carbinolamine dehydratase 1. Gene Ontology annotation, biological process: tetrahydrobiopterin biosynthetic process. The record is from RefSeq and is a predicted model, not a curated record. Bases 126 to 440 code for a protein of 104 amino acids. Gene Ontology annotation, molecular function: 4-alpha-hydroxytetrahydrobiopterin dehydratase activity. Lineage: Eukaryota; Metazoa; Chordata; Aves; Accipitriformes; Accipitridae. The transcript has 4 exons.
GGUGGACCCGGCCCCCUCGCCACGCCUCCCGCCGCCCCGGACAAGCCACGGUUCAACCGGGCGACGGUACGGCGUCCACCACCCAGCCUGCACCGGGGACGGAGGCCAACGGAGAGCCACGGGCGAUGGCAGGAAAAGCCCACAGGCUGAGCACGGAGGAGAGGGAGCAGCUGCUGCCAAACCUGAGAGCUGUGGGGUGGAAUGAGGUGGAAGGCAGAGAUGCCAUCUUCAAAGAGUUCCACUUCAAGGACUUCAACCGGGCCUUUGGCUUCAUGACCAGAGUGGCUCUACAGGCAGAAAAACUGGAUCACCACCCUGAAUGGUUCAAUGUGUACAAUAAGGUUCACAUCACCUUGAGCACCCACGAGUGCGGAGGCUUAUCGGAGCGAGACGUCAACUUGGCCAGCUUCAUCGAGCAGGUUGCAGCUUCUCUCUCCUGACUAGAGAGAGACACAUGAAGCCAAAAAUCAAUGCUGCCGCUGCCACAACCCGCAUCUUGCCUGGACAGCUGCACCUAGAACCUUCUCCCACUUCCAAGCUAGUUCCUGGAUCCAGACUGCCUAACGCCAUGCCAAACUCCCUGCCGCAGCUCAGACGGAUGGAGGCAUUUCUUGGGCACCGUGCAUACGUAACAAUCUCUGAUCCUGCCACUUCCAUUCUUAAACCCUUUGUUAGCCGUGCACUACCAGCUCGCAAACCACUGAGCCUCUGGGGCUUUCAGCAGAUGUGCCCUUUUAGCCAGAGUCAUGUUACACAACCGCACCAGUAAAUCUUUCCAGAGCUUGACCCCAUCCAGCCACUGUGUUAUUGCUUCUUACCUACUGGAAUAUGCUUUCUACCUAAAACAUGGUACGCGAACCCUUUGGUUUCUUUCUAACAUACCAGCAACUGUGAUGUGCAAUUUGGUUAUUACUGUAACCUCCCUCUAGCAGUAUUAUAAGCGGGCAUGUGAUCUCACCCCUAUUGUAACCAGCCUUUAGUAGGAUACCAACUGAAAAUGUUUACAAUAAAUGUCUUGGUUAACCUGA